AUCUAUUUUUCUUGGCCUUCCAAAAUCGUCAUAGACAGUACCUAAUUCGUUCCCCUCCUCCCUCAAUACUACUUAUCUACAUACACUACUCUACACUCCGUACUCCGUAUGUGCCUUGCCCCGACAGUCAUAGGCGUCAUGUCCGGGAUCUUCUCCUUACUUCCGGAUAUACUUCCGAUGAUAAUGCCGUCCAAGGUGCAAAUAACAAAAGCAACCGAUCUCGAGGCUCAAAGAGAUGGAAAAGAUGCGCCGAUGAUUCGACAAGGUGCUGUAAUUGGCAAAAGUGAUAGAAUGUGCGCUACUGUCCUAAUAGCCAAACCCCAUUGUUCUUCAGCAGUACAUCAUCACGGCGAACAAGAAACAAUCAUUUAUGCUGCCUCAGGCAGAGGAAGAUUAGUAACGAGCUCAGACUCCGACGAAGAGCCCAAGAGACAUGAACUCUCGCCGGGCGACUUUGCAUUCAUACCGCCAUGGACGGAACAUCAAGAAAUCAAUGAAACAGAUGAAAAUGUUGUCUGGAUUCUCAUCCGGAGUGGUCCGGAACCUGUUGUAGUUUAUUUGACGGGUUGGGGAGGCGAUACAGCAAAAUCUGAUUCAAUUGAUUGACACUUAUGCCAAUUCUCAGCACAUGCAAUAAAUCUAGAUGGUUAGGACCAAGUACCGGAAAGGAGACCGUA
This is a messenger RNA of Hypoxylon trugodes, 677 nucleotides long. RefSeq names its product RmlC-like cupin. NCBI's taxonomy places the organism in Eukaryota, Fungi, Ascomycota, Sordariomycetes, Xylariales, Hypoxylaceae. The transcript has 4 exons. The record is from RefSeq and is a predicted model, not a curated record. The coding region runs from base 109 to 606 and encodes 165 amino acids.